Molecule: messenger RNA, 750 nt
Organism: Panicum hallii
Lineage: Eukaryota; Viridiplantae; Streptophyta; Magnoliopsida; Poales; Poaceae
Product: protein trichome birefringence-like 8
Exons: 2
Coding region: 1-750 (249 amino acids)
Cellular component (GO): Golgi apparatus
Molecular function (GO): O-acetyltransferase activity
Source: RefSeq, a predicted model, not a curated record
AUGCACGCAAGACACGUAUUCGUCUCCUCCCUUUUCCUCCUCUUCCUCCUCGCGCUCUGCCUCGUCGCCAUCCUUCCACCACGCGGGUCGCCGCCGCCAGGGUCGUUCUUCCAGCCUUGGCUGCCUCCGAUCAGCAGCGGGAGCGGCAUGGAGCACGACAACGGUGGCAGCGAAUGUGACUAUUCGGACGGGCGAUGGGUGAGGGACGACGACGCCGGCGUGACGGCGUACACGGAGGACUGCCCGUUCCUCGACCCCGGCUUCCAGUGCAUGCGGAAUGGGCGCAGGGAUGACUCCUUCCGGUACUGGCGCUGGCGGCCUCACCGCUGCCGCCUCCCUAAGUUCAACGCGACGGAGAUGCUGGAGAGGAGCCGGAACGGCCGGAUCGUGUUCGCCGGGGACUCCAUCGGCCGGAACCAGUGGGAGUCCAUGGUGUGCAUGCUCGCCGGCGCCUCGCCGGCCGGCGCGUCCAGAGUGUACGAGCAGUCCGGGAAGCCGAUCAGCCGGCACAAGGGUUACCUCUCCAUGGUUUUCGCCGACUACAACCUCUCCGUCGAGUACUACCGCGCGCCGAUGGUCGUGAUGGUUGACCGCCUCCCCACGAACGUGACGAGCGAUGACGGCGGCACCGUGAGGGGAGCAAUUCGCCUCGACGUGCUGCCUCGGCACGCCAAUCGAUGGGCCGGCGCCGACGUGCUCCUGCUCAACACCGGCCACUGGUGGAACGUGCACAAGACUGCCAAAGCGUAA